Molecule: messenger RNA, 659 nt
Organism: Gigantopelta aegis
Lineage: Eukaryota; Metazoa; Mollusca; Gastropoda; Neomphalida; Peltospiridae
Product: E3 ubiquitin-protein ligase RNF181-like
Exons: 6
Coding region: 87-557 (156 amino acids)
Source: RefSeq, a predicted model, not a curated record
UUUAACUUUCGGAAGUACUCAAGUUAGGAGGAUGAUUAUGCAUUUAUGAUUUAACAGGAAUUUUUAGUCACGAAAACGAAUUAGAUAUGGCAUCUUACUAUGAUGAACAUGACUGUGAGCCACUGGCAAAUGGAGAAACUCCAAAUCAUUUGUUGCAUUUAGCAAGAUUACUGCUUGAUACUGGAGCAGCAAUGGAAUGGAAUGUAGAAUAUGAUAGAAUUUUUGGAGGCACUCGAAAAGUCCCACCAGCUUCAAAGAAAUUUGUAGAUGAACUUCCAACAAAACUAAUCAGCCCAACGAUAGCAGCUCAAGGUAUUCAGUGUUCUGUAUGUCUUGGAGAGUUUGAUGAAGAAGACGAAACAAAAACUUUACCUUGUGAUCAUCAGUUCCAUUCCAAGUGCAUCCUUCCAUGGCUGCAGAAGGUUAGUACUUGUCCUGUGUGCCGAUGUGAAUUACCAACCGACGACCCAGACUAUGAAAUGUAUAAACAACACAAGGCUCGAGCUAAACAACGUGAAUAUGAACUGGAAACUCUACAUUGUUCAAUGUUUGGAUAAAUAAUGUGAAUCUUAGGCUCCAGUGUAUUGUAAAUAAGAUGUUAAAUGUACAUACCUAACAAGAUGAACCUUAAUUAAUAAAUAAUAUAUUGGAACUUCAAA